Messenger RNA from Naegleria fowleri, 1002 nucleotides. RefSeq lists its product as uncharacterized. The coding region runs from base 1 to 1002 and encodes 333 amino acids. The record is from RefSeq and is a predicted model, not a curated record. Gene Ontology annotation, cellular component: mitochondrion. Lineage: Eukaryota; Heterolobosea; Eutetramitea; Acrasida; Naegleriidae. Gene Ontology annotation, biological process: alternative respiration. Gene Ontology annotation, molecular function: alternative oxidase activity. The transcript is spliced from 5 exons.
AUGAAAGCAAGACCAUCGUUGUGGGCGUCUUCAACAGGAUAUUUGUUUAAACAAAACACGAAUCUCAUCACCAACCCACAUCUAAACAACCAAUCAACGGCAAAGACUCAAUCAUUAACCAUUCAUUCUUCCUUCUCAUUUCACACUCAUUCUACUUUGUUUACUUUGAAGGCAAUCCAUCCAAAAGCAACUUCCAAUGAUCAAAACGAGAUAAAUCAAUUAGAUUCACAUCAGAGACGGCAGAUUCAACAUAUAAUAACAGAGCAUUACAAUGCUCACACUCCUUUGUUUGUCUCAACAAGUAGAAAUAUCGAUCAUGGACCAUAUUUGGAUACUAAACAACUAGAAUCAAGUUAUAUUACGGAAAGAAAACCACUUAAAGGGGUUUCCGAGUAUUUAGCCUAUUCCAUGGUCAGAUGUAUUAAGGGAUUAAUUCACACAUUUUUUGGAAAGAAAUAUAUUCAUCAUGCUUUGUGUUUGGAGGCUAUUGCAAGCGUACCAGGUAUUGUAAUGGGAACCAUCAAACAUUAUGCCUUCAUUAUUGGAUUGAAGAGAAAAAUUUCUGUAGAUUCUAGCAUCAUGUUUGAUGAAGCAGAAAACGAACGUACACAUUUAAUGAUUUGGACACAAAUUACAUCUCCCACAUUAGUGGAACGUAUUUUAGUGAUCAGCUCUCAAAUUAGUUUUACAGUAUUUAUUAUCAGCAGCUUUCUCAUUUCGAGACGGUUUGUACACAAGUUUUUGUCAUUCCUGGAAGAGGAAGCCAUUCAGUCCUACACUCAAUUAUUAGAGGAUAUUGAUACAGGAAAUUCGCGUUAUAUUGGUAUUCGCAUUCCUGAAGUAGCUCUUAAAUACUACAAAUUAGAUCCAUCUAAAUCUGAAUUGAGAGAUUUGGUUUUGGCGAUUAGAGCCGACGAAUGUCAUCAUCGAGACUUUCACCGAUUGAAGUCUUAUCUGAAGGAAGACUUGCAGCAAUUUUCUGUCACAGAAGGCAGUUCAUGA